CCCUCUAUCUCUCUUUCCCUGCCUUGACAGCACAAAGAAAACAAACCUGUUUGUCUGGCUACAACCCCGGAAACUCAUAAAAGAGAGAGAGAGAUAGAGCAAGAGAGAGGAAGACAAAAUGUAAGAGAGGGGGGGCUUUCAGGAUUGACAAGAAUAGAGGACGGCUGUGUUUUUGCUGGGUUACAACUCUGAGCAGAGCUGACUGGCGUAGCCCACGCCUCAGUGACUAUUCCGAGGUACAUUUGAAUGUUACAGAUGCGAGGGAGAGUGUUACACCAUACGCAAGCUGCGCAACAGUGGCCUGGGCAUGCAGGCAUAAAGCGGUGAGUAGGAGAGAGUGGACAGAAUGGAGAGUAGAUUGAGAGAGGGGAAUCAAGAUUGUUCAGUGACAGUUUAGCCUUGCGCUUUGUCUUCUACACUUCGAAAUGUUAUGGGAUUACUCUCUGGAUUAAGGCUCUCUGGGGACACAUUUCUCCGGCACGUUUCCCCAGACAGACAGACAGAGACUCUCCCUUGACCCCUCCCUCAUACAGCUGUCACAGGAAGACAGCAGACGGACAGACACAAACAGAUCGGCAGAAAGGCGGACUGACACCUCUCAACUUGUCUUCAGGACUGCCACCAGGCCGCACAGCUUCGCGUAGCCGAUGGCGACAGUGGAGAGCGAGUCAGGGUCUUCGCAGCCUUCUUCCAGCAGCGAUCGCCAGCUUGUGAACAAGGCCCUGAAGAGGCUAGAUAAACUAAACGGGCUGUGCACCAACCCUAGGCUGGCCUUGAGGAACAGCCCACCUUACCUUCCUGAGCUGGUCUCAGAGACUUCCACGCUGCUCUCCCAGAUUUGGGAGCCCUACCGGGGGACAGCGGGGGCUGGGGCCACAGGAGGGCAAGAGUCACUGGGGGACGAGACAGACUACCUCAGGGUCCACGUCAGACAACUGCUGGAUAAGACAGACCGAGCCAUCCUGCUCUUUAAAGAAGGACGGGAUAAGAUGUUCGUGGAGACUUCCAACUACAGGAGGAACUUGACCAAGCUGUCCCUCCUCUUCAGUCACAUGCUCUGGGAACUCCGAGCCCUGUUUCCCGGGGGCCGUUUUCAAGGCAACACCUACAGGCUGACUAAGACAGAGGCUGGAGAAUUCUGGAGGCGAGCUUUCGGAAACAAGUGUAUAGUGCCGUGGAGCAGCUUCAAACAGCAGCUGCGUGGUGUCCACCCAUUCGAGGAGGGGAUGGAGGCCAUGGCUCUGAAGUCCACUGUGGACCUCACCUGCAACGACCACGUCUCUGUGUUCGAGUUUGACAUCUUCACGCGACUGUUCCAGCCUUGGAGGUCUCUGCUGAGAAACUGGACCCAGCUGGCCGUGACCCACCCAGGCUACAUGGCCUUCCUCACCUACGACCAGGUCAAAGGCAGACUGGGCCACUACCUGCAUCGUCCAGGAAGCUACAUCUACCGUCUAAGCUGCACACGCAUGGGACAGUGGGCUAUCGGUCAUGUGACCAACAACAGAGGCAUCAUACAGACCAUCCCAGAGAAUACCCCUCUCUACGAAGCUCUCAUCCAGGGCUUCAGAGAGGGCUGCUACCUCUACCCAGAUGGGAGGGAAUUGAAUCCAGACCUCACCAGCCUGUGUGAACCUUCCCUGAGAAGCAGGGUCAAAGUUACAGAGGAACAAUAUGAGAUCUACUGUGACAUGGGGAGCACGUUCCAGCUGUGUAAGAUCUGCACAGAGAGAGACAAGGACACUCGCAUUCAACCCUGCGGGCACCUCCUCUGCCAAAUCUGCCUCAGAGGCUGGCAGAAGUCCGAUGGCCACACCUGUCCGUACUGCCGUUGUGACAUCAGAGGAAUGGAAUCCAUAUUGGUCGAGCCCUACCUGCCCAGUGGAGGCGUCGAGGAAGAGGAGGAGGAAGAUGACUUCGAGGAUGUGGAGCUGGUGAUGAGACAGCUAGCCGCAAUGAAAAGGAUGUCUAGUGAGGGCUACCAGGUCCCCGUCUCUCACCUCUCUCCGCCUCUCCUGCCCCCCAAACUGAGCGUAUCCUCACCCGGGCCCUCAUCACGCUCUGAGUCAUGCCACCAUGUGGCGGACACACCUGUGAAACAUGCACACUCAUGCUUCUCCCACAGUCAUGGAUUGACAGGCAGAGACCUGACACAUCCCAACAGUGCCACCAUCAGAUGCCAGUUGGAGGAGCUCACUAACAGCGAGGAGGACAAUUCCUGGGGGGCUCAACAGCCUCGGUCACACACCUCAUCUAACAGGUCAGCAUUGCCUGUCUCCAGUGUGGAGGAGUCCAUCUCACUGCCAGCCCAGCUGCCCUCCUCGUUUACGACCAGUGGAGAGGGCGGAGCAGUCUGGAAUGGGCCUUCUAUCCCACAGAAGAAGAAAGGGAGGCUAAAUGAGAGGGGUGCGAGGACAGCUGAGCACAGGAUGAAAGGCCACGAGCAGAGAGAGAUGGAGAGAACCAUGUCAUCCUGAUGGAGGUUGAGAAUACCAACAUCAGCUGAGCUUGGGGAAGAACUCAACCAGACCUCGGUGGGAAUCAGUGAUAGAAGUGGAAUGAGGAUGCAAAAUAUGAUGUGUUUUUCAAGUGUGGAAUUAUGUAAAUGUGGAUAUUUUAAUAGGAAUUGUAAGCUGCCUUUCUAUGAAUACUUAUGACUUUGGAAACAUACUACCUCAUUGUUGUCCCAUAAUUAAACCAACUGACAUCAUUGACUUUUCAUGACCGACUACAAUGUGGGGGCCGGGCCCUUCAUACCUAGAUAAAGAAUAUUAUGUUUGUCCAAGAGGAAUAAAAUCUGUCUAACUCAAAGCUUUUGGGUCC
Molecule: messenger RNA, 2823 nt
Organism: Hypomesus transpacificus
Lineage: Eukaryota; Metazoa; Chordata; Actinopteri; Osmeriformes; Osmeridae
Gene: cblc
Product: Cbl proto-oncogene C, E3 ubiquitin protein ligase
Exons: 13
Coding region: 648-2477 (609 amino acids)
Biological process (GO): negative regulation of epidermal growth factor-activated receptor activity; cell surface receptor signaling pathway
Cellular component (GO): membrane raft; plasma membrane
Molecular function (GO): ubiquitin protein ligase activity; calcium ion binding; receptor tyrosine kinase binding
Source: RefSeq, a predicted model, not a curated record